Messenger RNA from Clonostachys solani, 234 nucleotides. The record is from the annotation of a GenBank genome assembly. NCBI's taxonomy places the organism in Eukaryota, Fungi, Ascomycota, Sordariomycetes, Hypocreales, Bionectriaceae.
AUGUCUGAAUCCCGGUUCAAGCACCACAUGUGUAUUGAGGGAGCAAAAUUUGGGGUGAAUAACGUGAGGGUGCUGCUCGAAGAUUUGGAAAAGGAGAUAGAUUGUACGUGGAAGUACACUCCACGGAACAAGGUCUAUCUCCUCUCAACGACCAAGCCCUUCAGUCUUGAUCUGACGCGUCGUGAUGACGGGACCUCUGCGACUCUCAUCAGUGUUCAGUAUGUGUACCUGUAG